CUCCUCCUCUCCUAUCAGAGACACACAUUCACACACGCACACAUACACGCACACUCACACACAUCCACACACACACACACACACACACACACACACUCCGUCCAGUCCAAACCCCCAGAAAAGCCCUGCUGAAUCCUCACACCGUCUGUCAGCAUGGGGAGCGCUUGUUUUUCCCGGGACGUUUGUUUGUUUAUCCUCCUCAUAAAUACUUGCAGGGUGAUGGGGAAUGUCGGACUCGCAGAUGCAGACGAGUGCGCAGAGGGUUCAGACGACUGCCACAUUGACGCUCUCUGCCAGAACACUGCCAAGUCCUACAACUGCAUCUGCAAACCAGGCUACAAGGGAGAUGGCAAGCAGUGCGAGGACAUGGACGAAUGUGAGAAUGACUACAAUGGAGGCUGUGUCCACGAAUGCAUCAACAUACCAGGCAACUAUAGGUGCACCUGCUACGAUGGAUUCAUGCUGGCCCAUGAUGGACACAACUGUCUGGAUGUGGACGAGUGUCUGGACAACAACGGUGGAUGCCAACAAGUGUGUGUGAACACUAUGGGGAGCUACGAGUGUCAGUGCACAAACGGCUUCUUCCUCAGUGACAACCAGCAUACCUGCAUUCACCGCUCUGAUGAUGGAAUGAACUGCAUGAACAAGGACCAUGGCUGUGCCCACAUCUGCAGAGAGGCUCCGGGCAAAGGUGGAGUGUCCUGCGAGUGCCGACCUGGCUUUGAACUGGCCAAAAACCAGAAGGACUGUACAUUGACGUGUAACUAUGGAAAUGGCGGCUGCCAGCACACAUGUGAUGAUACGGACACAGGGCCGGUGUGUGGCUGCCACCAGAAGUACGCUCUGCACUCAGACAGCAAGACCUGCAUCGAGAAAGAUGAGGCUGCAAUUGAGAGCUCUGAGUUCAAUGCCACGUCAGUAGCUGAUGUGGACAAGCGGGUGAAACGGCGGCUACUUAUGGAGACCUGUGCUGUGAACAACGGUGGUUGCGACAGGACAUGUAAAGACACAGCCACAGGGGUGCGCUGCAGCUGCCCUGUGGGCUUCACCCUGCAGCCUGAUGGAAAAACCUGCAAAGACAUUGACGAAUGCCUGGAGAACAACGGAGGCUGCGAUCACUACUGUCGAAACACAGUAGGUUCCUUCGAAUGCAGCUGCCAAAAAGGCCACAAGCUUCUCACAGAUGAACGGACAUGUCAAGACAUUGAUGAGUGCUCCUUUGAGAGAACCUGUGACCACACCUGCAUCAACUACCCUGGCAGUUUUGAGUGCUUAUGCAACAAAGGAUACAUCCUAUACGGCCUCACUCACUGUGGAGAUAUCGAUGAGUGCAGCAUCAAUAAUGGGAGCUGUGAGCACGGCUGCAUAAACACUCAGGGCAGCUAUGAGUGUGUGUGUCCACCAGGACAGAAACUCCACUGGAACAAGAAAGACUGCAUCGAGGCAGUGAAGUGUCUGCCCAAUGGGAAGCCAGUGCCCCGAGCCCAGCUGACCUGCACCAAGAGUGGAGGAGCUGAGGUCUGCUCACUGUCCUGCCCCUCCAACGCCCUCUUCCUCGCUGACUCAGAGAACAGCUACACACUGAGCUGUGGAGUGCCUGUCCAGCCUGGUAAAGCUCCUCAGAAGAGAAACGCCACCACUGCUUUACCCACCUGUGCUGACACUCUGGCACCACCCAUCAAACAGAAGGCCAGGUUUAAGAUUAAAGAUGCCAAGUGUCACCUGAGACCCCGCAACAAGGAGAGACACAGAGAUUCAUCCAGGCAGAAUCUGCAAGGAGGCCAGUUCCCCUGCACUGAUGACUGCCAGGUAACUUUUGUAAAUCUGAAGUGCGACUCAUCUAAGAAGCGCAGACGAGGACGCAAAUCUCCUACCAAAGAGGUUUCACACAUCACAGCUGAGUUUGAGAUGGAGAUGAAGGAGGAGGAAGCCUCAGACUCGUGUAAUGUAGACUGUGUGCGGGAGAGGAUGAAGCAGAAGCUGCAGAGCGCCAUGCGGACACUCAGGAAGUCUAUCAACAAGCAGCAGUUCUACAUCCAGUUUUCUGGGACGGAGUAUGAAGUGGCCCAGAAACCAUCCAGGGUACCAGAGGGUGCUGAGACCUGCAGUACGGGACAAGUCCUCCGAGACGGAAAGUGUGUGAGCUGUGCUGUGGGGACGUUCUACAGUGGGGAGCAGGAACAGUGUGUCCAGUGUCCUCCUGGUACAUACCAGGACACAGAAGGUCAGCUGUCCUGUGAGCCUUGUCCAAGUACUGAAGGACAGGGCAUCGCUGGUGCCAAGAACGUGUCUCAGUGUGGAGGUCAGUGUCCAGCGGGUCAGUUUUCUGCUGACGGGUUCCGCCCAUGCCAGUCCUGUCCACUGGGCUCCUACCAGCCAGAACCAGGCCGGGUUCUGUGCUUCACCUGUGGAGGAGGCCUCAUGACCAGAUAUGAAGGAUCUGUCUCCUUUAGGGACUGUGAGGCCAAAGUGCACUGUGCUCCAGGACAUUACUAUAACUCCAGUACCCACCGCUGCAUCCGCUGCCCAGCAGGCACCUACCAGUCUGAGUUUGGGCAGAACUACUGCAUCACCUGCCCUGGGAACACCACCACUGACUUUGAUGGUGCCACCAACGUCUCCCACUGCAAAAACCAGCUGUGUGGAGGUGAGCUGGGAGAGUACACAGGCUACAUAGAGUCUCCUAACUACCCUGGAGAUUACCCAUCCAAUGUAGACUGUGUCUGGACCAUAAACCCACCACAUAAGAGGCGGAUACUCAUUGUAGUGCCAGAGAUCUUCCUCCCCAUUGAAGAUGAAUGUGGAGACGUGCUGGUCAUGAGGAAGAGCGCCCUGCCCACUUCCAUCACCACCUACGAGACAUGUCAGACGUAUGAGCGACCCAUCGCCUUCACCUCUCGCUCUCGCAAGCUCUGGAUCCAGUUUAAGUCCAAUGAGGGCAACAGUGGCAAAGGUUUCCAAGUCCCAUAUGUCACCUAUGAUGAGGACUACCAGCAGCUGAUAGAGGACAUAGUACGAGAUGGCAGGCUUUACGCCUCUGAGAACCACCAGGAGAUCCUGAAGGACAAGAAGCUGAUAAAAGCCCUGUUCGACGUGCUGGCUCACCCCCAGAACUACUUCAGGUACACUGCACAGGAGUCCAAAGAGAUGUUCCCUCGCUCCUUCAUCAAGCUGCUGCGCUCCAAAGUCACCAGGUUCCUACGACCGUACAAAUAGACGGACCCCUCCACAGUCCUGUUAAAGACCCCCCGUCAUCCUGCAUCAUUUUCAAGUCCAGCAACCUAAAUGUAACCCUGUCUGCAUCUACCCAGCCUCAGUCUAUACAUCGACAUAUUCCUUCUAUGACUAAACGUCUUCAUUUCCUGCAUUUUUCCUCGGGCCUGCUUGUCACACGAUGCCUUUCAACAUUUCCUCUCCCUCUGACUUGUAAUAUGUUAUUAUCAUUAACAGCCUCCUCUCCAGUUAGUGCAGUUUUUUCUACAAGGUUUGAUCGAUGUGGGUUUUUGGAGGCCAGUACCAAUAUUUUAAUAAUGUAGCAGAAAUGCCUUUCCUAUACAGUAGUUAUGUACUCCUUUCUUGAAUUUGACCAUUUUGUACCAACAGGUGGCAGUAUUAUGUGCUUUUCUCUGUUUUGCUGAUAGCCCACCUCUUUGUGUGUUCACCCACACCUCUGAUCAACAGAUGGUUCUCCUGUACCUUUGGAGGAAGCCACUAGCUGUUUCCCCUGUUUGAAGUUCAUAAUUAAAGCUAAGCUACCCAGCUGCUGGCUGUAGUUUCAUUAUGAAUCGACAGACAUAAGAGCAGCAUAAAUCUCCUCAUCUAACCUUCAGCAAAAGACUAAGUAUUAUUUCGCAAAACGCUAAAUUAGAAAGUUGUAAGGUCACAUUUAAGCAGUUGGUUGUUGUCUAACAGUUGUGUUGCUCUUCUCAUCUAACUCUCAGCAAAAAAAAUCAUUUCAGAAAAUGGAAAACUAUUGCUUUAAGGGUGCAUUAAUAACCUGUACAGCAUUAAAAACCUUAAUCAAGAAUCCCCAAUGUCAUUUAGGUACGUGUUAUGAUAAAAUCACAUUUCCAGUAUUUCAUUAAAGGCCAGUAUCAGUAAGCCGAUAAAUCGGUCAAACCCUGUUCCUGCACACUGUGUAAUCUAUCUUCUUUUCUCAUAGCCAUUCCCCAUAUUUCUGCACCUUGUCUGACAACUUUAUUCUGCAACCUUCCUGCCUCUUUGUUUUGUGUGUUGUUGUGUUGUUUUGUAAUAUUUAUACUGAACAUGUCAGAACUUGCAGAAGCACACAUCACAGAUGUUUUAGAUAUGAUGUAUGAACAAACGUGUGGACAUACACAGCUGUACAUGCAUGAUGUGUGGCCCACUUAGAGUACAUGGAUGUAUGCUGAACUGGAUUUCUUUAUUGGCCCUACUGUGCACGAGACAGAGAUGAGAAAACAACUGGUGCACUUAAAGCACAUUUUAACAUUAAAAAUGAUUUGAAAGAAAUGUUAAAGUGAGGAAAUUAAAACCAUUCCACCUCAGUGGGUGCUUUCUCCAUUGGAGCACAGGGAAAGAUUUAAUUAGGGUAAUCACAAAGUCUAUAUUAUAAUUUUUUUUUUUUUUUAAAAAUAAAAAGGAUGUAUAACAAGAUGAGAUAAACUACCUGCAAGUAACACAUUGUUACUUUAGAGAGAAAUGUAUGUAAUGUAACUAAUAUUUGGAACUUUAAUUGCACUUGAAUUUUAUAUUUUAAACUGUAGGGAAAAAAGAUCUAAGUUACGUAUUUGUUACAUUUUUUGUGUUGUUUUGAAAUGUGCCACAUGUGGCGGCAAUAAGAGAGAAAGACAGCUGUGUCUCCUGUUAUUGCUCCCACUCUGUAGCUCACAGGUACCCCAAAAUCACUCAGUUUCAGGAGCUUCUGGCCCCAUUUACAUACAAACACAGUGAGGAGACGUUUAGACUGAAGCUUCUCAAACCCUGAGACUGUAUUCCACUAAAACGCACAGAGAAAAGACAGUGUAAGCAGCAGGAUCCGUCAAUUUUGCCACCACCACUGCAGUCUGUGUGUGUUUUCACUGCCCAGUCCUGCUUCAUCCCUCAAACAUGUCGCAUAGCUGCCAGAGAGAAGAAGCAUCUCCAUAAAGGCUUCUUGUAUGAUGGCAUUACAUACAUACUACAAUAUAUACACAUUUCUAAAAUGACUUCAAAUAUCUGCAUCCACCCAGAUACACUCUUUUUCCAUUAAAUAGAAGGUAUAGUGUGUGCAUACUAUGCUUUUCUUUUAUAACCUAACUAAAUGUUUCUGUGUCAUUCCCAUCGGUACUAAUAUGUCUAUAAAUCCUAUACCACAUAUUGAAGAUGGACUCUAUAUCAGCACAAUGCAACUGGAGUUGUGUACAGAGUGACUGGAGUGUUGGUCUGAAGGUGAAUGUAGUGGCAGGAAUACAGUCGGAAUAAGAGGCAUCUCCUGUCUGAGUGUCUGUGUGUCUGUAGCACUUGCAGCUUCAGCUGUAAGCCAGUGAACUUUAUCUGUGUGUCAUGUUGUUCAGAAGACGCAAGCUUUCCCUCACAGAUGAUAGAAAUGCAUAUGUAAUAUCCCUUAUAGCCGUAAAAGUUUCUUUAGAGACUAAUUUCCUGUUACCAGUGUCACUCAUGAAAAGAGAAAGCUUCUAGUCUUUGUGCUGGGCACAAGGACGAUGAGCGAGUGUCAGUGCUAUUUAGAGCUCAUCAAACCUUGGAGGUUUUGCGUGUUGUUGCCAUUCACUACAAUUCACACACACUGCUGAGCACUUUUCAAGGCAGAGGUUUUUAGGUUUCCUACACUUUCUCUACGCUAUAAGAAUGAACAUUUCAGAAAGUUGCAAUUUCGUUGAGAUAUGUUGUCCUUCACAUUGAACAAUUUUAUUUUUCUGGAAUCAUUGUCGUCUUUGCGUGCUACGUCAUUUUCAAGGUUGGUCUCAGAUGUUUUCUGUUUGAAGCCCACAGCCAGAAACAAGCGUCCAAUAGGCUUCAUGUCAAAUACAACCUCCAUAGUUGACAGAACAAUCUCUGACCUCUGAGUAACUGAUGUGAGGCUCCAAAUCAUAUGAUCCUUGUCAGCAGAUGGGGUUUGAUCACUACAUGUAGAUGGUAAAAAAAUUAUUCUGAGCAAAGUUAAGUCUUUGUGUUCUUUUAUAGUUGAGCACACGACAGAGUUGAUUCUUGAACUUGGAAACACCUAAUGAUAGAACAGUCUGGCGACAAUGACUAUUUAGGAGACAUUUUGCAGCUGAUUGUAUUUAAAAGAUGGAUGUUGUGAUCAUGACACGACCCACUGGUUUGUGAACUAUUGUUUACUACUGGUUUGAAGCUUCAAGUUUGACAUUUGACCAUUGCCUCGUUGGUCUUUUGAAGCCAGACAUGAUAAGUGAGUGGUGAAGAAUUCAAGCAUACUAACCGCAGUAAUAUGGUAGCAAUCUGUUAAUCACAACCCUCUCUAAAAGAUACCCUGUUUCAUCAUCUAUUUUACUCUAAAUGGGACAAUAAUUUACAAAAUGAACAUUGUGCUGCGUUGAAAAAGGCUUGAAGCCAGUUAUUGAGACCAUAGACGUAUUAGGAAAAUGUUUACUGAGGGAACAGAUAAAUGAGAGGUACAGUCAGUUUUUCAUAGACAUCUAUACAAUCUGACUCCUCUAUGCAACCAAGAGGAGUCGGCCCCUGCUGGCUGUUGAAAGAAUACAAGUUUGAGGCACUUCUCCACUGGCUUUAGUUUUCAGAUUCAGAGGCUACGUACAUUUUUUUAUACAUCAUAUGGUCAGUUGAUGUUUCUGAGGUCCUCAGAUCCAUCUCUAAUUCCAAGUGACCCAACUCCCUCUGCUAAUGAAGAUCACGUAAGGUCAUCAAAAGCUACUAAAUAGAUCCAGGGGUGAAAUUGUUUUUGUCUGGUCAACUACAGUUUCCAGUUCACUAGAGUUAAACAACGUCUUCAUUUUUGACCUGGGUCUUAUAAUGUCACUGAGCUCUGAAAACUUUGUGGAUUUAUACAAUUUCUGAGUGGCUAGUACUUUUUGAUUUUCUUUCAGGGGAUAGCAUCAUAUCAACUGCUAGCAAGAAUUACAAUAGCAAGCUAGUGUAAUCAUACUCGACUGGGCCUGUUUUUAUUUCACCAAGUGGUCAAAAUCCCCACACCUCGGCAAUGGAUUCCAAAUUGUAAUUGCUGUUUGCCUUUGAUUUGGUGCUCCAACAGUAAAUGUCCUUGAGUGUACCCUACAAAACAGGACAUGAAAAUGAAGGUUUUUUAUGGGUUUUUUUCUGGUCUCUCUGAGUUGAUUUUUAUAGUGCAAUGGAAUGAAACCAUUUGCAUGAGGGAGGAAAUCGACCAAAAAGCUUUUGCUUUGGAAAACAGUCAGAAGUCGUGUGAAAUUUUAGUAAUUAAUGGGCUGAUGCAGGGAAGCCUCACAUAUGGUCCUGAGUAGCACUGAGCUGAGACUUGCUGUUCAUAGUUUAGGGUUUCAUUUCAAAAUGAGGUCUUAAAACCAAAAUGAGAAAUAACUGAAAAAACAAUUAGACGGAUUUUUACAGUAAUUGGCUGAUAACCGCCCCGCUUAACUGAUGUAUUGGGAAGUAAACUCAGUGUCAGUAAGGUCUGUGUUUAUUGUCACUGGAUUGUCGUAUAAUCUCCCAAUAUAAAGCCUGUUGUAAGAUAAGGUAUUGUUCAGACGUUGCCAAAUAGCUGCCACACAGACAUGUUAGAGUACGGCCUGCUUCCUGUUCGAGGUGGGUGCUGUUCAAUAUGAGUGUUAUGAAAAAAAAAAUGAUAUGAAAUGCUCUAAAAUUUAUGAUUGACUGUUUUUUUUUCUCCUGAGAAUGUAUUCUAUUGUGAAUGGGUGUGUGCAUGUGGUGUGUAUGAGAGUGUGAGAGGACUGAAUGUGCAGUUAGGUGAAUGUUUCUGUGUGAGUUUUCGUGCUGGCUGCCUGUGAUAGAGAAAGAGACUGUAUGUGUGUUCUUUAGUCCAUUUUGUAGAGGAUUAAUUUUAACGUUUGUGUUAGUCGGUUGUACCCAAAGAGAGAAACUGUAACGCAGUGUUGUGCCAUUGUUUGGUCCAUGAAACUCCAGUACUGAACAAAUUAAAUAAAACAGUAGCAGAAAAGCGA
Molecule: messenger RNA, 8117 nt
Organism: Amphiprion ocellaris (clown anemonefish)
Lineage: Eukaryota; Metazoa; Chordata; Actinopteri; Pomacentridae
Gene: scube1
Product: signal peptide, CUB domain, EGF-like 1
Exons: 23
Coding region: 154-3216 (1020 amino acids)
Biological process (GO): signal transduction
Cellular component (GO): cell surface
Molecular function (GO): calcium ion binding
Source: RefSeq, a predicted model, not a curated record